CUACUAAAACAGAAGGACCCACCUGUCCACUUAUCGUGCUCCUUUCACCCAUGUGCUGGCCGCCCAGUGUCGUCAGACCUGCCCGGGAUCCCAUCGCGACAUCACCGACCAUUUCUGGAUCUCUUUUCCCGGUUUACCCAAUUAUUCAAUGUUGAAUGUUGAAGUCCUGGACGUUAACAGUCGCAUCCUUUCUCUCGAAAAAGGGAAAAAAGAACAGGGGAAAUAAAAAAGAAAAAAUCUAUUACGGGCGUAAACCUUUCUCUCGUGCACCUUACGUCCCUGAAACGCCAUCGUCUUCGUUCGCUUCCAGUCUUCUCGGCAAUUGCGUCAGUCUCGCCCUCCAUCAUGACUCAAAUCCGCAGACACCUGCCAGCCAUCUUGCCCACUCCGUCCUGAGCGCAGAGCGGGCGGCACGGCGUACUGUCCGGGAACCCACCGCCCCAGCUGCUACGGUUAAUCCGGCUCCGAGUCACGAUCCCGCUUGGUUCCACACCCGCCCCCGGACCGGAAGUCAAAAGAAAUUGACGGCAACGGUCAAAUGGUCAACUUCACCAUCGAGACGGGCCUAAGCCUUUCUGACGAGCUGUUCCCAAGUUUCACCAUCACCUGAAUAUAUACUGCUCUUGUCAUCGUCGGGUUCCAUUUUUCUUACAUACAGCAAAUAUAGUAUAGCUUACACUGAAGUCGCGAUAUAUGCUUUACAAACAGCCCCUAUAUAAACCCCCCCUUAAAAAAAACAGUUUUCGUGUCGU
Molecule: messenger RNA, 752 nt
Organism: Colletotrichum navitas
Lineage: Eukaryota; Fungi; Ascomycota; Sordariomycetes; Glomerellales; Glomerellaceae
Exons: 1
Coding region: 156-569 (137 amino acids)
Source: RefSeq, a predicted model, not a curated record